This is a messenger RNA of Haplochromis burtoni (Burton's mouthbrooder), 11330 nucleotides long. RefSeq names its product anaphase promoting complex subunit 1 (gene anapc1). The record is from RefSeq and is a predicted model, not a curated record. Gene Ontology annotation, biological process: protein K11-linked ubiquitination; anaphase-promoting complex-dependent catabolic process; metaphase/anaphase transition of mitotic cell cycle. Gene Ontology annotation, cellular component: anaphase-promoting complex. Lineage: Eukaryota; Metazoa; Chordata; Actinopteri; Cichliformes; Cichlidae. Gene Ontology annotation, molecular function: molecular adaptor activity. The coding region runs from base 217 to 6165 and encodes 1982 amino acids. The transcript is spliced from 53 exons.
GCUGACUCGUGGAGGAAUGGGAUGUCGGGACAGCAAAGAUGUCCGCGCUCAUUUGAAAACCUGCUAUAGGCGAAUACGGAAUUUGCCACUUGUUUUUAUGUUUGUGGGGUGACAACGUUGUGCUCAAGCGAGACGCAUUGAAAGGAAAGAUAAGGACUCCGCGACAAGGGCCAGACUAUUCCUUAUUAUCAGAAAUAAUGCUGAUAUCUGAAACUCAUGUCGGAAGUCGUGUAUGAAGAGACAGCCACGAUGAUUGCCGCAGGGGAAUUGCAGUCAUUUGUCCCGUUUGGCCGCGAGCAUUGCAGGAACCAUCCAAACGCCUUCAACCUGCAGCUCAGAGAGCUCCAGCCUGCCUCCGAGCUGUGGGCAUCAGAUGGUGCUGCUGGCCUGGUGGGGUCCCUGCAGGAAGUCAGUCUGCAGGAGAGAGAGAGGGAAUUUUGGCAGCUUAGGAAGGGCUGCAAGGGAGUCAAAGAGGAAGAUGUGGAAUUUGAAGAAGAACUCUAUGCAGCAGGAAACGUGGUUGUCUGGAGCCAGGGUAGUAGGGCUCAAGCUUCCAGUGUAUAUAAGGCCUUCACUGUUGACAGCCCAGUGCAGCAGGCCUUGUGGUGCAACUUUGCUGCUCCUCACAAGAAGAAUGAUGAUGAAGAAGUGGAGCUCACAGUGUGUAUUGUCCAGAGUAGCUGUGUUAAUGUUCACACCAUGACUGGAAAAGACUUCAUCUCACCACUGCCCUUCCAGGUGUCAAAUGUGUGGGCAACAAAGUUUGGACUUCUUAUGGAACGUAAAAACACAGCAAAUGAUGCACAUUUCAGCCCCCCUGGGGAACCUCUGCCCACAGUUUUCAGCAUGCUGCAUCCUCUAGAUGAGAUCGCACCAGUUGUGUGUAAACCUGCAGGCCUGUUUGAAGGCUCCCGUGUGCAGUAUGUGUCUGACUCGGCCAUGAAGAUAGUGUUCACCUGCUGUCAGCCGUCUAUAGUUGUAUCAUAUGACACAGUUCAAGGAAUACACUCUGUCUGGACUCUGCGCAAAGUCACACAUGAUGAGCGCUCUACAGUCCUGCGGUGUCCGGCAGAACCGGUUGGGACACCGUUGGGUCUGAUGGCUUCAGGCUUUCUCACUUCUCAUUUGCGGAAUGUCUCCCGUCAUGACUCCCCUGGUGGCACUGGUCCAAGUGGGCAUGGUCUUGGGACUGGAACAAGUGCUGUUGGUUCCAGCUCUCCCCUCCACUACAGUGCUUUGCACAGCCACCAGAGCAGGAUUGUCACUUCCUCACCAGGAACUCACUCUCGAGUUCAUUCUCCGAGUAUAUCCAACAUGGCCGCCCUCAGCCGUGCCCACUCUCCAGGCAUGGCAGCUCCAUCCUUUUCAGGUGUGGCUCGUUUCAACACGUCUUUGCACAGCUCAUCCCCCAGGGGGCACCAUGGGUUGUUAGCAUCUCCCAACAGUACUAUCAAUGAGACAGUGUUGGUCCCAGAGAUGGAACCUAUCAUACCUGACCUCUGCAUGGAGCAGCUAUGGAGUGAGGCGGUCACUGCUGGCUCCAACAGGGAAAUGAGCAGCCAGGCAUCUAAAGUAUUCCUGACCUCUGAUCUCUGUGAGAAUCAUUACUUGUGUUUCCUGGUGGAAUCUCACCAACAGCUCAGAUGUGUGAAGUUUAUUGAGAGCAAUGAUACGUCACAGCUCAUCUUCCCCUCUGUCACAACCAUCCCUGCUAAAGAUGCGGAGCCUCUGCAGAAUAUAGAUGCCAUGCUAGUUCUGGAGGCCUGUGGUAGUUUGGUUCUCUAUACAGGAAUCACCAGGGUCAGCAAGGUGUUUGUGCCUGGACUGUUGUCACCCUCCUUCAGCCUGACCAAUCACCUCCCUCACCGCAGCACUCCAGUGGAAACUGUUAGCACACCUGCUAACGCUGGCAGUAGGCAUCUCCAAAGACUUGAUGAGGAUGCCAUGCCUUCACCAGUGACAGGGCUAAGGGGUCCAAACAUUAAACACCAUGAUGCUUCCUUUUUGGAGGAUUACACAUUUCAGCCAGCCACACCCUACAUCAAUGCCUUACGUGAUCCUGUCUGCAACCGGGUGACUCUGGAACUAAGCAUUGGCACAAUGCUGAGGAUUUCUAUCCCAGAGAUUGCUACUUCAGACCUGGUGAGAAAGUGCCUUGAGGCAAUUCGUUUUAUCCUGCCUAAGGAAGCUGCUAUGAAGGUUUUGGUGAAAUGGUAUAACAUCUACAAUGCACCUGGAGGUCCCAGUGCCCACACAGAGUGGAGCCUGUUUGUCACCUGCUUCAUGACACUGAUGGGCUACAACACCGAGCGCCUGACCUGGACACGAAAUCUGCAUUUUGAAAUGCCUCUCUCUCCAGUGAUUGCAGCCAAGAAGGCUCGUCCCUCCGAUGGAGGUUCUGAUGAGGACUGGGACUACUUGAUGGGGUCCCAUUACCACCGUCAGAUGAAUUUCUUGCCCGUUGCCACUUCACUGGAUGCCAGUGACGGCAAUAGUACAGUCACUUCAGAAACUGAAGGCCUGUGCGCUGCUUCUUCUCCCCCCAGUCCAUCUCUGAAGUUGGACAGUUCAGCUCCUCUGUUCCCUCACAUCCCUGCACUCUUCUAUGUCCUCCAUCUGCUCUAUCAGGAACUGCAGCUGGAUGAGCUGCAGCGAGCGAGAGCUUCAUCACUAGUCUGCCUGCUGCAACAGCUGGCUAGAGAUCUUCAGCUUGAAGAGUAUGUGGAUCUGUACUGGAGAGACUACCCUUCAAUAAUUAGUGGCUUCACUGAGAGCUGCUUGAUAGACCAGGCACUGAUUUGCCAAAUGCAGCGGCCGUCUUUCCUGAGACCAGAGCCUCCCUGUGUGUUCAGCUGGCUCAGUAGCUGCUUAAGAGGAGAGGAGAGCCCACCUUUCCCCUACCUGCCGGGUAUCUGCCAGAGGACCAGACUGCUGGUUGUGAGUUAUGCUCUCUAUGUCAUUGGAGAUGAAAAUGCUACUUCAACAGAUGUAUCCAAGUACCUAGCCAAACUUUCUGCAGGCCAGAAAUCCUCUGUCACUGAACCCCAAAUAAGAAGACAGAGCAGUGUUAAAGUGAUGUCCUCCAGUGAAAAUCUGGCUGAGCAGCUGGUGGUCUGGCUCACCUCACAGGGUUUCACCCUGAAAGAUUUGGAGUCGGUCCCCUUUGGUGUGGCUUUGCCUAUUAGAGAGGCAAUCUAUCGGUGCCGUGAGCAGCCGUGUUCUGAUUGGUCAGAGGAGGUCUGUCUUCUGAUUGGAAGACAAGAUCUUACCAAACAAGCCCACAAAAUGACCCUUGCCAAGAGCAAAGCUUCUGUAAGUUCAGGCCUGUCCUUGGAACCUCCUGCAACCACAGAACCAGAUGAGGAGGAGGAUGGGAUGUCAGACAUUGUUCAAGAGGUCACAGGACUGAUUUGGAGUCAGGAUCUGAGGGUCCAAGAGGUCAGGAGGCUUCUGCAGAGCUCCAGACCUGUCCGGGUUAGUGUUGUCCAGCUGCCAGAGGUGUCUGACCAUGAGUACAUAGAGGAGAAAGAGAACAAACUCCUGCAGCUGUGUCAAAGGACCAUGGCCCUGCCAGUUGGCAGGGGCCUCUUCACUCUCUUCUCUUAUCACCCAGUACCGACUGAACCUUUACCUGUCCCAAAACUCAACCUCACAGGCCGUGCCCUUCCGAGGAAUACUGUGGUAGAUCUGAACAGCGGAAACAUUGAUGUUCCUCCCAAUAUGACUAGCUGGCCCAGUUUUCAUAACGGAGUAGCUGCUGGGCUUAAAAUAGCCCCUGCCUCACAGGUGGACUCAGCCUGGAUUGCCUACAACAAGCCAAAGAGCCCUGAGCUGGCUAAUGAGUAUGCAGGCUUCCUUAUGGCGUUGGGACUCAAUGGACACCUCACCAAGUUGGCCACGCUGAACAUACAUGACUACCUCACAAAGGGCCAUGAAAUGACCAGCAUUGGGCUCCUCCUGGGUGUGUCUUCAGCCAAACUGGGCACCAUGGACAUGUCGAUCACUCGCCUACUUGGCAUACACAUUCCUGCCCUUCUCCCGCCCACUUCCACUGAGCUGGACGUGCCACACAAUGUUCAGGUUGCAGCUGUAAUUGGCAUCGGGCUGGUGUACCAAGGAACGGGCCAUAGACACAAUGCUGAAGUCUUGCUGUCUGAGAUAGGUCGACCCCCUGGACCAGAGAUGGAAUAUUGUACAGACAGAGAGUCCUAUUCGUUAGCAGCUGGGCUCGCUCUUGGUAUGGUCUGUCUGGGGCAUGGCAGCAACCUGAUUGGGAUGACAGACCUGAAUGUCCCUGAGCAGUUGUAUCAGUACAUGGUUGGGGGACAUCGCAGAGCUCAGGCUGGGGCCAACCGGGAGAGGCACAAAUCCCCCAGCUACCAAAUCAAGGAGGGUGACACUAUUAAUGUAGAUGUGACAUGUCCAGGCGCUACGCUAGCCCUCGCCAUGAUCUACCUCAAGACCAACAACAGGUCGAUUGCUGAUUGGCUGAAACCUCCAGAUACUUUGUUCCUCCUGGACUUCAUUAAACCAGAGUUUCUGCUGCUGAGGACUCUGGCCCGGUGUAUUAUCAUGUGGGAUGAAAUCCUGCCUAAUACUAUCUGGGUCAAGAGUAACAUCCCACAGAUCAUGAGAGGGACUUUUGACCCUUCAGAGGACAUUAACAUGGAGACGAUGGCCCAAGCCCAAGACUACAUUACAGCUGGGGCCUGUUUGGCACUUGGUUUACGGUUUGCUGGCUCUGCCAACUCUGAUGCCUUUGACUGCCUUUAUAGCUUGGCCAGGACCCACAUGACAAUCAUGUCCUUUGCUGGUACAGCUGCUGUGGGUGCUCACACAUUUUACAACCUCCAGACCUGCCUGUCAAUGAUUCUGCUGGCUAUGUCCAUGGUGAUGUCUGGUACAGGAAACCUGAAGGUCCUGCAGCUUUGUCGUUUCUUCCACAAGCGGACUGGUGGUGAAAUGAACUAUGGCUUCCACAUGGCUCAUCACAUGGCACUGGGUCUGCUCUUUCUGGGAGGAGGCAGGUACACCCUCAGUACCUCCAAUUCAGCCAUCGCUGCUCUGCUGUGUGCCCUGUAUCCACACUUCCCUGCUCACAGCACUGACAACCGCUACCACCUGCAGGCCCUUCGGCACCUGGCUGUGCUGGCUGCAGAGCCUCGACUGCUCGUCCCUGUGGAUGUGGACUCCCUGAAGCCUUGCUAUGCCCUUUUAGAGGUCACUUACAAGGAGACUAAGUGGUAUGACGAGACAACAGUAGAACUGAUGGCUCCUACCUUGCUUCCUGAGCUGCAACUUCUCAAACGGGUAAAAGUGAAAGGACCACGUUACUGGGAACUGUCUGUAGACCUCAGCAAAGAAACACAGCAUCUAAAGUCCAUCUUGUUGAGAGAUGGGGUGUUGUAUGUAAAACUACGGGCUGGCCAGCUGCCCUACAAGGACGACCCUCAAGGUUGGAAGAGCCUGGUAGCCACCACAGUCAACCACCGCAGCUCUGGAGUCAAAGCCUUCAAGCCUGAAGCCAUCUCUACGUUCACCUCUGAGCCAGCUCUUGUCUCCUUUGCCGAGCUCUUCUGUAAAACUUCUGAAGGAAUGAAACAUAGAGAAGAUACUCUAGUGUUGUUCUCAGCUAUGCUGUACGAAUGUGUGACGCAGGAGUGUCCAGAGAUGCUGCCCACAUAUAUUGCUAUCGAGCAGGCAGUGUCAGCUCUGCGUCGGGGUGAUUUGCUGCAGACCUUUCCCUUGUGGCAGUUGCGUCUGGUAGUGGAACUGUGGGACAGCAGGAUGCAGCGAGGUCCUGCGAACCGCCGCGACACCCUGCUUACCUCUGAAUUUCUGCCGGUCAUGAAGAAUGCGGUGGAUGCCACACUCGACAGCUGGCUCAAAGAAAACAACUCUGUGUUGAGGACCUACAUGAAGGGAGAGGCACUCUCAAAGGACACCCAAUCGAUCAUGUUGGCCUGCUUCUUGGUGUACCGGUCAAUCCCCUACCUCAAGAACGCACACACACAGCUGGAGGGCUGCAGCUCACUUGGGGACUUACUGUUACUUAGCAGCCAGUUGGGCAUCCCUUUGAGAGAUUUGCUGAGGCUCGUACCUGUCCUUCUGGGUUCUGCAUCUGGACCACACACACUGCUGGGAUUUCCACUGCAAGCAUUUUGAUUGUGAUUCUCAGAACUCGUAAAUGGGCUGGUAACCUCUCAGAGAAACACUUCAAAGCCUUACACUGCUGGCACCCGUGGGACUGAUUUUCUACCUGUAACAGCUGCAAACAGGUGCAGCACGUGGGACAAAAUGUGAGCAUUAGACAUCUUUUGUCUAAAUGCAGCAUGGCUGCCUUGAAUGGAGAAGAACUGACUUUUUCCCUCUGAGGCUCUAGGAAAUGAAAUAACUAAAGUAAUUAUCUUUGUAACAUAUUUGUAUUUAGGUUGGUUUUUUUAUGGUAUAAAAAAGGUUUAGGCUGCAGUAAUCGUGCAGUUUAACCUUUUCAGAUGGUUACUCAGAAUUCCAGUGGCAGAUAGAACAGAAUGAACUGAUCAUUAUAAUUCAGCUGUUGUCAUAUACUAGUUUUCAAGCCGAGUUCAGUCCACUGGGUUGAGUGAACAUAAAAAGACAGAAAAGGCAAUAAAAAGCAGAAGUACCUGCACACUCCAUGAAUACUGUUUUUAUUCUAUGUCUUAAUGUGGGUGAAUGAGACUCCUCAACAUAAUCAGGACAUCAUCUGCCUUAUUGUUUCCUCUUUUUUAGAUCUCAUUAUGUCCACCACUUUGAAGAUACUCUUUUUGAAAAUGCUGCUGCAUUUCCUGUGUUUUUAUGUUUCUGACAAAGACCGGUUGCUUACUGCUCAUUAAACCCUCACAAGAACUGCAUUCAUCUUUUUUGAUGUGUUGUUGCCAGUGUCCGUCAUGCUUGUUUAUUUAGCUCAGAUCUUACUUUUGUGGUGCCAGCCUUGCAUCAGUGUGGAUAAGAUAAAGGUCGCUUUUUAAGUGAUGCGUGAAACAAAAUGGUCUGUGUUGUUUCAGGUGUCCUGCCACAUGAAAGAAAUCCCCUGAUCUUCCAGUGAUAGUUUUGUAGUAAAGCAAUGUCCUCCACAGGUGGGGCUCAGUUUGCUAGUUAUUUGCACUGUUACUUGCUUUAGUUUGCUUUGUGAAUCUUUACACCAACACAGAAACUGUGAUAUGGCCUGAGAACGUGAGGUCAGCAUCUAAUCCUCUAAAUUUUUGCCUUUAUUUAACCAAACCAUAACUCAUAAAACUGUGGAGGUAAUCUGAAUGGUCAGGUUAAAAUGUGCUAGUAGUAACAAAAAAACACAAUUUCUUAUGAAGUAAGUUAUGCUGGUGUUUUCUUGAAGACAUUUACAGAUUUUUGUGUUUCUGUUGGAUAUUUGAUGCUGAGCUUAGCCAGAAAAUCUGACACCCCAGACUGGGACUUUCCUUUGCAGUUCAUGACUGUAGCAUAAGUGCUUAAAAAUGCACUACUGCAUGUAGUGGUGGAAAUCCGAGUUAGUGAAAACUAACUGACCAUUUCUUGACGCUUUUCUCUUCCAAAGUGCUCACGGAGUCAGAUUUCUAUAAAACAGUUUCACCAACAAUGAGCAGAAAUAAAUUUUAUAUAAAUGAAACGGGUAAAGACAGAAAUUUGGAACAAAACUUAACUGAUGUAUAUCUUAAUGAUGAUAAUACUAACUGUGUUGGAUAUAUCGAAAUAAAAAUUUGGAGAAAAAUAGUAAAUAGAUUUCAUUAAAAGACUUUAAGGGACUGUAAGGUCACUAAUCCUCACAUUAAUAAGCUGCAACAGUGGCUCAGUGUGGUUCCCAGAUGCUUUUUCUGUAGUUGCUGGAGUGCCAUCAGGUUUUACGUUUUAUUAUCAAACUAGCCUAGUUAUGGUUGUCUAUUCAAAUGUGGAUUCAUUGCAAACAAGACCUUUUCAAUACCCAUUUUGUUCAAAUUUAAAUAAAUAUAUCCAGCUGCAGCCCACAUCCAAAGCAACAUUACACUUCCUGUUUACAACUCCCAAAGAGAUGUUAUUAAAUCAAUACUAACCCCUUUGUUCAUGUUUUUCUAUCAAUAUCUGGAUAUGUUUCUCUUCCACAAUGUGUGUGUCCCAGUAUUAUAGCUGGAAAAACCCCCACUUUAGCCUUUAAACUCUCAGAAAACUCUUGGAUUUUGAUUCCCAGCUGAGUAUGGAAAUCUUAAUGUCAUGUAGUUCCUGUGUGGGAGGGUUUGCAGUAUGUGUUUAGCUCAGUCUUAGAUCAUUUCUAACCAACAGCUCUAAGAACAUUCCAGAGCAAAUGGAAAACAUCCGAGCAAACAAGUGGCCCACACCCACCUCAUAGAGCUGCAACACACAGAGCAUGCUAGCAUCAAACUCUUCAGAUAAUAUAGUGAAGUUGUAGUUUUCUAUUUUUCAGCAAAUUCUUGCUUCCAUUUGCAAAAGUUGUAGACGAGUCAAACUUUCCAGCUUCCAACAAAUGCCAGUCAUUUCCCUUAUAUUUUGUUAAUUGAGUCAUUAUCCACAGAUAAGACAGGUUAUAAUAAAGGACCAACAAGUGUUCUAUUUUUUUAAUUUACUCUUCCUCAUUCUGAGGCUACAUGCUAUGGUUUGGGUGGACAAAACACAGGAUUUCAGGCAUCUGUUAAGCACUCCUUUGGCUGGUCCACCCACAUUUAAACACCAUUGUGUUUCCUGCUGUGCUAAACAAGCCUUUUCUGAUGGUUUAAACCUUGAAAAGGCUCUAAAAUAGCAACCAGACGUGACUCGCAUAGCUUUGAAGGAUGAAAAGACAUUUUCAGGGCCACGACUGAAGAUGUGGAGUUUUAUUUUGCUCAAGAAGACAAUUGUGGUCAUUCUAUUAUGUCUUUCUAAAAUAUUUCCUGGCUUUUAUCUGAAUUUGUCUGAACUGUUUGGGUGGAUAUGGUGCUUGAGUCUCCUUAAACACUAGUUCCUUUUCCCAUCACAAUGAGGCCCUUUCUUUAAAGAGACAUAAUAUAAAAACCACCUUUGUUGGUUAGCUUCUGUGUGCAUAGGAACCCAUGAGGAUUUGGACACUGACAUGAUUUUUGUAACUGUACCUCUUUACAUCACCACAGUGGAUUUCCAACAAGAUUUGAUGGAAAUGCAGACUCUCCGCUUUAAUUAAAUGGUUUAACAAAAGUGUCUUAGUAAUGUUUGUAUUCAUUUUAGUCAUUUUUAUACAUCGUCCCUCAUUUUCAGAGGCUGAGACAUGAUUCCUCAUGUCAUGUAUUGAGGCAUCUUUAAGUCAGAGCUUUGACUAGGCUUCUCCAAAAUCCUCAUUUAGAUUGUUUUUCUUUUGUUUGUUUUGUUUUUUUUGAGUAACUGAAAAAAAUGUAGACUUUCUGGUAUGUUUCGGAUCAUUAUUCUGCUGCAUAACCCACGUGUGUUUGAGCUUCAGGGCACAAACUGACCGACCAAUGGAAGUCUUCCUCAAUUGAUCUUCAUUUCAUUGCAGUUGCUAAAUCAACAUUGAAAUUUAUUCUCCUUUAAUGGGGCUUUCAAAAGCUCAUUGUCCAAAUACUUACCUACCCGAACAUUGGCAAGGGACUUUUUUUUCUGCUUCCAGCUUUGAAUGUUUUUCCACAUGUGUUUGUGUUUUGUUUUGUUUUCCACCAGGCUUUUAAAGUGGGCUAUGCUCAUAUGGGAAAGAGUAUUUGGUUGUUUUUUGUUGCCAUGUCCCACAAAUAAGACCUUACAAGUUUCCCAAUCCCCCUAACAUAUGAUGAUAUUGUUAACCAAUGGUAACUAAUUUCUAAAGCUAACCCAUGGAGAAUUGUCUCUCAGGUCUACUGAUUUAGUUACUUGUUGCUCACGGUUUUGGUUUAAAAAUGACACAAAAUGAAGCUCCCUAGUGAUGGAGUAUUUAGCAGCGGAUGGACAGCUAUUGAUAAUGCGUAAUGGGUAAUAGAUAAUGACAUGGGUAUUUCCCAGUGGGAAAUGAUAAUGAAACAGAAAGUAUCUUGCUCAGGUUAAUAAAUAUUUGAUCAUGAGUAAUGAGAGAAAUUUCCCUCAGGAAACAAUAUUGGCUCACUAAUAAUGAAUGCAUCCUUGUCUGCUGAACAUGUGAAUUAGUUGCUUGUAACAUGUUAACCAUGGUGUGCUUUUAAGCUAAUUAUAAUCAAUGUUAGCUUGCUAUGUUGACCCUAAGAGAAAUUAAAUGCAGCUUGCACCCUUCCUGCAUGUUUAUUUAUUUAGUUUUCACAUUCAUACUUACUGUUUCAAAUUAUCAAACAAAUUGUAAUAGUAGACAAAGAUGAACCUAGUAAAUACAAAAUGCAGUACCACUCUUGGCAACAAAAACUGCAAUCAAGCAUUGUGAUAACUGCCAAUGAGUCUUGCACAUCACUGUGGAGGAAUUUUGGUCCACCCUUCUUUGUAGAGUUAUUAUUAAUUCAGCCUCAUUGGAAGGUUUUCCAGCAUGAAUGACCUAACCUCACAUUGAGGCAUCUUUAAGUUAGUGCUUUGACUAGGCCACUCCAAAAUCCGCAUUUAGAUUGUUUGUUGAGCAACUCAGAGGUGGACUUUCUGGUAUGUUUCGGAUCAUUGUUUGCUACAUAACCCAAGUAUGUUUAUUAAGUUUCAGGGCACAAACUGAUGGACCAAUGGAAGUCUUCCUCAAAUGGUCUUCAUUUCAUUGCAGUUGCUUCUCCUUCAGGAUUUCUAGUUGAGGGCAAUAUUUAUCCUUCCAUCAGCUAUGGCAAGUUGUCCAGGUCCUGAGGCAGCAAUGCCCCGGAACAUCACGUUACCAUCGCCAUGUUUUACUCUUGGUUCGAUGAACUCCAUUUUUGCCUGAUCUCUUUCUUAUUGUCGGAUCAUGAAUACUGACCUUAACUGAGGCAAGUGAGGCCUGCAGUUUUUUUUAGAUGGUUUUCUGAGUUCUUUUGGGAUCCCUUGGAAUAAUUUUGGUAGAUUUUCAACUCUUGGGAAGGUACACAAUGUUCCAGUUUUUCUCUAUUUGUAGAUGAUGCUUCUCACAAUGGUUCACUGGAGUCCCAAAGCUUUAGAAAUGGCUUUGCAACCAUUUGCAUCUGUUCUGGAGUUCCUUUAGCUUGUGGCAUGAUGUGUUGAGUUCUGAGAUCGUUUAGUCUGCUUCAUGUUUUCAGACAGGUUCUAUUUAAGUGGUUUCUUGGUUCAGCAGGUCUGGCAGUAAUCAGGCAUGGGUGAGGCUAGCCACACUGAACUCGGCUUUCCCAAAUAUGUGGUGGUGUGGAUGCUUUUUUUCCCCUUAAUAAAUGUAAUGAUCUGUUAUCUUGGUGUGAUAUAUAUAUUUUUGAUUAUCUGAAGCACAAAAGUCUGGCAAAUAUGCAAAAAAU